CCCGCUGUCCAGGGCUACAGCCCAGCUCUGCCGGCAGUAGGGACGAGGACGGAGGAGCAGAGGCAGGGGCAGCCUCCAAGACAUCAAAGCUGUUCCACCCCUCCAGUUCUCUCCAAACAGCAAGAACCUGGAAAAGGUGCUUCAGGGUGGGCUCCGAAGGCCGGCCAUCUCACCCCAGCUCCAGGCACCCAUCUGACUCAGCUCCAUCUACAGCUCCAUGUCCCAGGCACCGACCACACCAGACAGUAGGGCACUCCUAUCAGGACCCCGGGGUCUUCGGAAUGGCAGCCCAGCUAACAGGAAGGAGAAGGCUGCAGCAAUGCCAGACUCCCCGGCUGAAGUGAAGACGCAGCCCCGGUCCACACCCCCCAGCAUGCCACCCCCACCUCCCACGGCAUCCCAGGGAGCCACACGACCACCCUCCUUCACACCUCACACACAUGGCGAGGAGGGACCUGCGACGUCUCUGCCCCAUGGCCGUUUCCACGGCUGCUUAAAGUGGUCCAUGGUCUGUCUCUUGAUGAACGGCAGCAGCCACUCACCCACGGCCGUCCACGGUGCCCCAUCUACCCCCAACGGCUUCAGCAAUGGCCCAGCCACCUCAUCCACUGCCUCACUGUCCACACAGCACCUGCCCCCGGCGUGCGGGGCCCGGCAGCUCAGCAAGCUCAAGCGUUUCCUCACCACCCUGCAGCAGUUUGGCAGUGACAUCUCGCCCGAGAUUGGAGAGCGCGUGCGCACUCUGGUGCUGGGGCUGGUGAACUCAACUCUGACGAUCGAAGAAUUUCAUUCCAAGCUCCAAGAAGCCACCAACUUCCCACUGCGGCCAUUUGUCAUCCCCUUUCUUAAGGCCAAUCUCCCACUGCUGCAGCGGGAGCUCCUGCACUGUGCCCGCCUGGCCAAGCAGACGCCCGCCCAGUACCUGGCCCAGCACGAACAACUGUUGCUGGAUGCCAGCGCCACCUCCCCUGUGGACUCUUCCGAGCUCCUGCUGGAGGUCAAUGAGAACGGCAAGAGGAGAACACCUGACAGGACCAAAGAGAACGGGUCAGACCGGGACCCUCUGCACCCCGACCACCUCAGCAAGCGGUCCUGCACCCUGAACCCUGCCCAGCGCUGCAGCCCCAGCAAUGGGCUGCCCCACCCGACACCACCCCCGCCCCCGCACUACCGCCUGGAGGACAUGGCGAUGGCCCACCACUUCCGGGACUCCUACCGACAUCCUGAUCCCCGAGAGCUGCGGGACCGCCAUCGGCCCCUCGGCAUGCCUGGGUCUCGACAAGAAGAAGUGAUUGACCACAGGCUCACAGAACGUGAGUGGGCAGAAGAGUGGAAACACCUCAAUAGUCUCCUGAAUUGCAUCAUGGACAUGGUGGAGAAGACUCGGCGAUCCCUCACCGUGCUGCGCCGGUGCCAGGAGGCCGACCGAGAGGAGCUCAACCACUGGAUCCGGUGCUACAGUGACUCUGAGGAAGGGAAGAAAGGCCCCACCCCCACCUCCGCCAGGUCCCUCAACAGCUGCAGUGGCCCUGAGGGGUCUCAGCUAGAUGCUCACCGGGACUUCAUGCCCAGGACCCUCUCCGGCUAUAUGCCUGAGGAGAUCUGGAGGAAAGCUGAGGAAGCCGUGAAUGAGGUGAAGCGCCAGGCUAUGUCAGAACUACAGAAAGCCGUGUCUGAUGCGGAGCGCAAAGCCCAUGAACUCAUCACCACAGAGCGUGCCAAGAUGGAACGAGCGCUGGCUGAGGCCAAGCGGCAGGCGUCAGAGGAUGCCCUGACUGUCAUCAACCAGCAAGAGGACUCCAGCGAGAGCUGCUGGAACUGUGGGCGCAAGGCCAGUGAGACUUGCAGCGGCUGUAAUGCCGCCCGCUACUGUGGGUCCUUCUGUCAGCACAAGGACUGGGAGAAACACCACCAUGUGUGCGGCCAGAGUCUGCAGGGCCCAGCGGCUGCAGUGGCUGACCCACUGCCAGGACAGCCUGAUGCCACUGCCAGCCCCAGCGAAGCCGGCUCAGCAGGGCCCUCUCGCCCCUGCUCUCCAGGCCCACCGGGCCCACUGGACGCUGCUGUGCCCCGCUGACCUCCGAAUCCAAUGCCCAGCAUAUGGACGCCAUGCCCUGCCAACCUCCUGGUCCCACCGUGGCCCACCGGAUACCUGGAGCCGGUGUGUGGAGUCACUGCUGCUACUGCUUCUCUCCAAAAGAAAACACAGAUCCAACAACACUGCACCCGUGCAGCCUCAGCUACCUGACAAGGUCUGCCAGGACCUCCCAGCCUCUCUUUGCAAGCAUCCUCAGAAACCACUGCGGAGCUGCAGGCAGCAGCACCAGCGGGCGCAAGCGAGGCCGGCUCUGCUGCUGUCUGUCCCCUCUGUGUCUUUCUCUGUUACUGUCUGUCUGUCUGCCUCUCUCUGUGUGUUCCUUGAUAUCUCAGUCACCCUCUAUUUCCCUGCCCUGACUCUCCCUGUAUCUCUCUCUUAUCCUCUGUCUUUGUAAAGUCCACAUCCUUUCUCUGUGACCAGAGAAACCUAAUCGGUGGCUUUCAUUUUCCGUGAAGAACUUUUUGGAGAUUUUGUUUUGCUUUGUUGGCAAACAAGCUACUUAGAAAUGGACAAAGAAGACUGUGGGUCUCUCCCCAUUCCUCUCUAGAAAGGGAAGAAACUGUGAUUUUCUAUCCAGAGUUGCUGUUAUCACCCAGCCAACCCCAGGGGGAUCGGCCCACGUAGCAGAGAUGGUGAGAACAAUUUCAGUUUCCAACUCAAGAAGCAUUUUUUGGUUUCAGGUUUUAUUUCUUUUCUUUAAUGUCAAACUCUUUGGCUUUAAGUGAAAAAGAAAAAAAAAAAAAAAAGAAUCCAAAAAGUUUUUUUAAAGCAAAGGAAACAUACCUGUAAACUACCUUGCCAGCUAGCCAGCCAAGGAUGCCAGACACACCUCGCUCCAAAGGAAAUCCAAAAAGCAAACUCAAGAGAUCAAAAUCCAAAAUUUAUUUUUAUCACUGCCAAAGUAUUUUUUUCAUGGUCUCUCCAUCCUGGUUUGUUUGGAUGUCGGUGUUUUAUUUUGGUUUUGAUUUUGUCAGGGGGUGUUGGGAUACUGGGAUUUAGUGGGUUGGGCCAAGAAGAAACCUUUUGCUCCAUUUUGACUAGUGGGCAGCAUCCUUGCUGGGCAAAAGCAGUCAGCAACAAGGCCACGUGACCCUCAGCACCAUAUCAAGAAGCCCCAGUCAGCAUGAGCCUGAGUGUUGUCUGUCCUAGGGCCAUAUCCAUGUGUCCCUAUAUGCAAGGGAGACACCUCCAUCUGUCCCCACACCUUCUGUGACUUCCCAUAAUUCAUUUCCAGUUGUGAAAAAAAAAAGUGCUAACGUGUUCUUCCCAGAAAGAGCACAAUUCCUAAAUGAAACUGUGACAAUCUUUUGGGUUGAUUCUUGACUGCUUUUGAAAGCAUAAGGAGACAGCGAAUCACGCUUUCUUGGUUUUCCCUCCUCUACCUCUCUGCUCUCCCAUUCCCACCCUACCUCCAUCUCAGCCCUACCACCCCAUCCCCGUGUCUUGCUGUGGCUACCCUCAUUUCUUUCAAACUUUUACAGAAAAAAAAAAAAAAGGAAGAAAAACAAAAACUACAAACACAAAAGCCAGCAGCCAUGCUCACCUCACCUGGAAGACUCAAGCCCAGCUGUACAUAGCCCUGAUGUUCGUCUCCAGCCCUGGGAGUGAAGGUGAUGCUUGCCCACCCACCUACUCUCCAGCCUUUGCCCACCCUGCCCUCCACCCGCUCGACUCCCUCAAGGAUUCAAGGAGGAAAUGAAGGAAGGAGGCUCAUGCCUGUACCAAACAAAAAGAGACAGCAGACACAGUCCAGGUCUGCGCCUAUGUGUGUGGCUGCAGCAAGCUGCCGGCCUAGCGUGCAAUAUGGGGGAUUGCUCCUGAACUCUGGGCCCAGGGGGCCCUGCCCAGAGCAAGGUGUGCAGCGUGUGUUAAUGUGAAUGUAAAUAGUCUCCACAGAGGUCCCAACCACCGCAUCAGUACCGAGGAGAUAUUUGCCAAAUAAAAAGAAAUUAAGACAAACCACAGAAGUAUGUGAAAUUUAGGAAAAAACGUUGAAAGGAAUCUGAGCUGUGGUCCUCUGGGCUUGUUUGGUGGCUGGUAUUUCUUCACAAUGUAAAGUUCACUCUUUAAGAGAACAUUAUAUGGAAUGCACCGUCAACCUGGUGCUACCCCGAACGGAGCCUGACAGCAACCCUUGCUCUGAAGGCCAAGGUAGAGCUCAUCCCCUGGAAGGUUCCUGAGGCCACAGCCCUCCAAGCCCACAGAGGUGUGGGUUUCAGAGAAGCCAGGACACAUGGCGGCCUCCCGCCCCUCCUUCUAGUGGACCAGUUGCCCUGAGCGACUGCAUGAGAACACUGAGUCCGUGUGCUGGUAGAGCCCUGCCUCCCAUCACAGGAAGCAUCGCGGCAUGCCAUUCCCAGCUGCUCCUCAUGCAGGGCUUCUUGUCUCUGUUACCCCACAGCAUGCAGCUUCUCGGGCCCUUCCAGGAGGGCAGGCCAGAGGCCAUUGGUAGGAAGGAGCUCUGGGUGGCAGCAGGUGGUGAGCACCGUGUUUGUGGGGUGAAACAAAGCCAGGCCCUCAGGUUGGGCGUAAGAGCUGUAGUCUCUAGAGGUCUGGGCCAGGAGUCCUGAGGUGGCACCCUGGACGACCCACAUCCCUGGUGCCAGGACUUGAGAGUACCUGUUCUCUUGUGGUCCAGCCAUUCUGAGGUAAGGUCGCAGAGGGCCCCUUACCUGACAGCCCACCAGUUUGCUUUAAUUUCAGAUACCUCCUUCCCUAACCUUACCAUCCUUACCCACCUACUUAGAACUAGAAGGCCCACCAGAAGACAACAAAAUGCUGCCCAGCCUAAUUGGUCUGGAUAUGUAUCUGAAUGAGGAUACAUAUUUAAGGUUCAGCAGAGCUUCCAUAUGUACCCUAGCUAUUGGGAGGGAUAGCCCCUCAAGACAGCUGUCAGAUGCCAUUUGACCAUGGUGCAUGGCCCUUGUGUGUGAGAUUUGGCCAGCAACUGUAGACACCCCAGGUGACAGGACUGGCAGGCCAAUAGGUAGCCGUCGAGGUGCUUACAGAAUCAGGGUGGUUUUAGGGUGGGUGUGGAGGGUGAGGUGAGGGAAUGGGGAUGGAAACCGCAGAAGGGAACCCCAGGUGUAUUGCUGAGUUCUGGCCGAUGUCAUCAGUGUCGUCCGAGACAAGGAGGGGGGUACUGAGCCAGGUGCUAAGGCCCUGGCAAAAAUGUGGGUACUGUGCUCAGGCUCCAGCCAUCCAAAGACCUCACAGAAGAACCAAACAACCUCACAGCUUUGAGAGAACAGGGUCUAUGGGUGUUCUUCAUUGGGAGGUGGGUACACCCUGGGUGGCCGUAACCACAGCAUGACCUUGGUUUCAACCUACAGUCUGCCUGGGGCUCUACACAGAGCUGGGGAGGGUGGUACUCCAUCCCCGACUCCUGCUGAGAGCCCAUCCUGCUACCUUCUCCAGGUCACAAACCACGGACCUGGGAAUAACUGCCAGGCCCUGCCUCCUGGUAGCCACAGCCAGACAUGAACCAAACCCCUACGAGAUGUGGGCUCUCACAAAGUCUUGUUUCCCUAAACCCCAAAUCAAAAUGCAACUUUACUUCCUGUUCUGAGGCCAAAGCUAAAUCAGGAAGGCUGAGUGGAGAGGGCAGGUAGCAGGCAGAACUCUCCAACCCCCAAGGCCCAGCCCCCUGUCCCCUGACCUUAUGACCUCUUGUCAUGUUUCCUGCCUUUCCCACCCCUCUUCUCAGCUCCUUGCCCAGCCCUGCCCCAAGCCCACACUGGCCUUUCCCUGAGGGCUGCCUAAGAGGAUUUGCUCCGUCUCGGACCUCAGAUCUGUGCAGAAGCAGAGACCAAUGGCUCCCAUUCCACAUGAGGUCAUGGGUGCAUAGGAACAGGCUGGACCAGAUCACAGCUCAGGUCCUGCUGCCUGACGGGUGGUGCCAAGGUGAGAAGAGCCAGCCCUCACUGGAGGGUCCAGAGGGAUUCAGUCAACAGUGACAUGUGUCAGAAGACCUGAGGGGUCAUUGAUGACAGAGAAGGGCAAGAAUAGGAGGUAGGGUCAUGGGCAGUGUAGUCUCCAGGCCAGUGUGGGCAGUGAUCAGGAUGGGCUCCAGAGUUCUCAUUUAGUUUCUCCAAAUAAAUCAUUAGGCUGACACCAAAGUGGCAUCUCCGGCACCCAUCUGUCCAUUACUCUGCUCCUCAGCCUAAGCUCACUGAUAGAUUGACACUUUCCUGAGUUCAUCCCUCUGACUUCCCCAGCCAUCUUCCUGUAUCUCCACUCAUCCAUCUCCCUCCACCUGCCCUUCCAUCUGACUAACCCCAUCUGUCCACCCACCUCCCUCCAUCCUAUCCAUCUACCUGCUCAUCCAUCUGUCCACCUUUCCCACACUACUCCUUCCAAACUGCCUCUCCACUCACCAUCCCCACAUAUCAUCCUCGUGUCUGUAUGUCUUCCAGUCCCACCCACACAAACCUCCCUAGGUCCAUCUUUCCUGUCAUCUCUCUACCCAUUGGACUCAGAGUAGUAUCAGCUCCCUCAGUGUACCAAAGACACUAGGUCCUCCAAUGCCCUCCACUCUGCUUGCCCUGAACUGCCCAGGGCUGCUCUGAGAAUACCUACCCAUGAGGCAACAGCCCCUUGGCGCUCUGCCCUCCCAUGGCAUCCAGAUACCUCCAGAGAUAUGAGUCCCUACUGCAGGCAUUGUGGACAGACUGGAUGCGCCCUUAUGGCAGCUGUGACACAUCUGGACGUGCUUGGGGAGAGAAGGGCCAAGAAUGUGUGUUGGGAGCAGGUCUACACACCUGCUCAGGAGCUCUGGUGGGGCUGUUAGGCAACCACAUUCCUUGAAAGGGGGUGCAGUCCUGCCCUGAAGAGAAGCUCAAGCCAGUACCGGCCUCCCCUGAGACAGGAGUGCUCUCAGGGCCCUGUUCCUCGGGACAUUAGGGCACUAUUCCCGUCUUCUCUGUUAGGACCCCAAGGAGCUCAGAGUUGAACAUGUCCAGUCAGCCCCUGUUAAACCCACAGAUGGUAGGGAGUGUUUGCUGUGUGUUUGAGGCCACCCACAGGCUCCCCUGAUAACUCAUUGCUCUUCCUGAAGCUCCUACCAUGUAGGGAGGUUUUUUUUUAAUGAUGCUGGGGAGAGAAGCCUGGGUUGCCAUCUUGCUCACAAGAAGAAGAGAAACUUGAGGUGAGCUGGGCUAUAUUCUAUAUUCUAUAUUCCUGUAGACAGCUCACAGACAAAACCCAAGACAGUCGGUCAACAACUUGCACAAGUCCUCAAAUUCUACAAAACUCUGUCUUGUUUUCUGUUCCUUUUCCUUCAAUUUGGCUGGCCCUUAGAGAGCAUCCCAGACUGGGGAACAGGAAUGCAGCAUCUGACUCAAAAUAUGGCCGACUCAUCUCAUCACAUCCUCAAAGGCAACAGCCCCUGCUCCCAACUCAGACAAAAGGCCCCACAGCCCUCAGCUCACACCAUAUCUUGGGUGGGCCAAGGGUCAGGCCCAGAGCACAGCCACGCAUUGCCUGCUGGGUGGACCGUUGCUUUUCCAUUUCUUUUCCCCUGCAGGAGCUGGGAGGAGAGUUGGAUAUUGUCUUCAUGAAAAGCUGUGUUCCACAGCCCUCUGUGUCUGGGUGCUAUGUCAUGCCGCCCGCCGCUAUCUUCUGCUGUCCUUUAUAUGUUUGCCCUGUGGGCCAUGGACACAGUGAUCAGGUUAAUUACAUCUGUGUAAUAAAGUGAGCGUUUGCUAUGA
Messenger RNA from Meriones unguiculatus (Mongolian gerbil), 7806 nucleotides. It is a transcript of the gene Cbfa2t3, whose product is annotated as CBFA2/RUNX1 partner transcriptional co-repressor 3. Gene Ontology annotation, molecular function: transcription corepressor activity. Gene Ontology annotation, cellular component: nucleus. Bases 218 to 2077 code for a protein of 619 amino acids. Gene Ontology annotation, biological process: DNA-templated transcription; negative regulation of DNA-templated transcription. The transcript is spliced from 12 exons. The record is from RefSeq and is a predicted model, not a curated record. NCBI's taxonomy places the organism in Eukaryota, Metazoa, Chordata, Mammalia, Rodentia, Muridae.